AUCUCAUUAUGUAUCGGAGGCUCAUUUCCAUCCACAUGGAUGACUCCCCCUUCCCCCCAAUCAACCCCAGGUGAUGAUAAAGCGCCACCUUCAAAAUAGCCUCCUUUGAUUUCCAAACCUGCCUGUCCUCUUUAUCUGCCUCUCAUGGCUCCCUCUCAGCUGAUGGGGGAGCUUAUUGUGGACAAAUAGGCUUAGGCUUGUCGCUAUAGCAACAGCGAAUAGCACAGACACACACAUGCAGACACACACACACGAAGCCAGGGACAUAAGCACAUCUUCAAUCUCCCGCUGGAGAUGGUGGCGCCCCUGACCUACAGUGUUGGUGCAACAAGUAAAGGCCUUGAGGGGGGGGGGAGAGGAGGCUGCAUGUGUUGCAGGGACAUAAUGGAGAGAGGACCAGCAUCCCUCUGAAGAAGCCAUCUCUUUUUUAACAUUUUUCCCCUGUUUUUUUUUUUAAGUGCCAAGGACAUAAAGAGGAGUGCCUGGGGCCAUGGCCUCCUGGUUCAGCUGGAGCGAGCCGUACCACCGCAGCCCCCGCAGGGACCCAGCCGAUGUGGUCACCGACACGCUGAUGGUGGAGUUCAGCUGGCAGUUGAAGGAGGCGGAGAGGCAGCAGAGAGAGAGGGAGAACGAGUACCGGCGCCUGAAAACCGGCGUGGACUACAGCUGGCUGGCCAACACGCCUCGUUCAUCCUACAGCAUCAGCACCGGGGAGAAGCUGGGCCUGGAGGACCUCUGCUCCAAGGUGCCACCAUCUUGCUGUGGACUGGUCAUACUCAAGUUCCGUGAUGCCAUCCGAGCCAGCGAGCCUGAGGUCCAGGAAGUGUCCGGCAUCUUCCGCUCUGUCCUCCUGCAGGCCAUGGACCAAAUGAAGGAGGAGCAGCAAGCCCAGCGGCUCGCCCGACAGUGGAACAACAAACGUGCUAUGAGCAUGUCCCUGGUGAACUUCAGGUCCCGCAUCAGGAUCAACCCAUUCGGCAGCGCUGCCGGCCUGGCAUCGCCCGACGGGGGCGGCUUGAGCGACCUCAAGACGGUGUCGGAGGAUGUGGAAAGAUGCAUGGAGAGGGAGGAGAGGGUGUGGAGCAUGCCGGACUUCAGAUACAAGGGGGCGAGUGGCAGUAAACUGGUCUGAUGGAGACAGUGAGGAACAGUGAGGUGGUUUCUCCUGCUUAUCUGCAACUUGGUCACUCUGCACUACAUGAUCCAGGAUGAAGCUCAACUUCAUCUUCUUCAGUAGGACACCACCCCACUCAGGCAUGUUGCAUCUUGUACUUACACACAUAUCCAUAUACAAAAAGUCAUGCUUCAUUCUGGUUUGAAAUGUCUGUAACUAGGAAUGCAUGGUUGUAGAUGACCACAAUGUAUCUCACUGCACUAGUUUUCCAUGGGUGUGGACAAUUAAAAUGCUUGCUAAUGUUUUUUUUUAAUAGAAAAGGGUUUGAUGGCGUUAUUUGCAGGGGAAAAAAAUAGUUGCCGCAAAUAUGAACCCAGCAGAGGGCCCUGUCUCACAAGUCAAUGCAUUCAACAUUUUCCAGCAGGAAGACAACUUCACAAGACACGAUGUUGUGUAAGGUUUUGUAAGAACAGUACUGUAUACCGCAUGCAUGUCUUUGUUGCUUAUUGUGUGCAACUGAUUCUGAAAUGUGUUUAAUAACUGUGAGAGCCAUACUAUAAGCAUUUCUAGGGCUUUUGGAACGUAACUCCUGCAAACAAAGGGGCACUACUGUAUAAUAACCUAAUACAGUGGAACCUCGGUUAGCAUGAUUUUCAACAAACAAAAAUAUAUGCCACAAUUUUGCCUGCAUUCUCCGGUCUUGUUAUACUAUUAAUAAACUGCGUGAGUCUAACUGUUUUCUUAAUGUAUAUUUGUCAAAUAUCAAAAAACGUCCUUUCCUUGUUAGCAUCCUAUGAACUAGCUAAACAAAUCGGCAACCGGAACCAGAAGUCAAAACAAGUUUUUAUGAUUUUCCAAUUAUAGUUUACAUUCAUAAAACAACUGUAAAUGCAUUUAAAAUAAAUUAGGGAUUUAAGGUUACACUUAAGGUUACCUUCAUUGAAGUUCCCAGACACAACGGCAGCGAGAUCAACCACCAUCUUCCUGUUUUCAGUCACGUCAAACGUCUUCAGUGAAGGUAAAAGUAACCUUUAAUGUUCAUUUAUCAUUGAAAUUGCUUUCUAUGCAUUUUGAUUGUAUCCUCACGAGGGUCAUGGGGGUGCUGGAGCCUAUCCCAGCUGUCUUCGGGCGGGGUACACUCUGGACUGGUCGCCAGCCAAUCACAGGGCACAUAUAGACAAACAACCAUUCACACUCACAUUUAAAUAUAAAAUUGUGAAGUUUAAAUAAAUGCCACACUCUUUUGCAAUCCUAAUUGCAGAUGCAAACGGUGAAAAGCACUAGUGUCGCUCCCUCGUGGUGAAAUUGGUAAAUUAUGGUUUCUGUUUACAAACCCUUCCAAAUAAUGUAUCCUACUGCAAAUAUGUCACAAUUUAAAGAUUUUUAGUUGCAUUGCUUAAAAAAAGGGGAGUUGUUUGAGCUUUUUAGUCAAGUGUCGUUUGAACGAAAUUCAUGUUCUAGCAGUAUUCUUUUUCCCAUCACUUCCGAGAUGAGUCAGCCUCUGCAAGCACAAUAGCCACGCACAUCACUCCCACAUUCAAGGUCAGUCAGCAACACUAAAAGCUUCUGCAUGUGUCCGUCUGCUGCAAAGAAGAAAAGCUAAUAAAACAUGGAACAUUUGAUUUA
Messenger RNA from Doryrhamphus excisus (bluestripe pipefish), 2740 nucleotides. It is a transcript of the gene rd3, whose product is annotated as retinal degeneration 3, GUCY2D regulator. NCBI's taxonomy places the organism in Eukaryota, Metazoa, Chordata, Actinopteri, Syngnathiformes, Syngnathidae. The record is from RefSeq and is a predicted model, not a curated record.